UCAUAUCUUGAAAAUUAGUACAGCGGCGAACUCCGACGGCAAAUUGACGAUUUUCCGCGUUCGACUUUUCAAAAUAUUCGAAUGGUGAGGAGAGCGUCGCGGAUGCUAUCAGAGAAGUGUGUUCGCGCUGUGUUUGGUGGUGGACUCAGUCGGCUAGAAGAGAUGUCAGCGUUAAGUGUGAGAGCGCCCGGCCUGCAGACGACCUCCGUGCUGGACACGAGGUCGUUACGGGUGCGAGGUGUCACCACGCUCGAGGGAGUGAGGAGAAACCUAUUCGGUUGCACCGAUAGAGAAGAAAAUAGAAAGUUUGUCGAACGGGAGUUGGCGAGACAGUUGGAGCUGGACAGCCAGAGAUGGGGUUUCGAUUUCGCAAACGAGCAACCUCUGCCGGGCCCUCAGAGGUUCGCGUGGUCGCUAGUGCCAGCGUCGGCGGUCCCGGCGGCCCUCAGAAGAGCACCCAUGGCCAUGGCGCCGCCUAAGCCCAGCGCACCAUCGCAAGAAUCGCCUACGAAACUAUCGAGCCCCGAGAGCGGCAAGACGCAGAAGAGAAUAACAGACUUCCUGAAGCCGCGCAAGCGAUUAUCAGCGGCCAGCAAGAAGUCGCCGCACGCGCACAAGGAGUGCGGGCACGGCGCGCACAUCCGCCCGCCCAAGGUGGCCCGCCUCAGCCAGACCCACAAGCGCCCCAGCUAGGCUUCGACACACACAACCACAACCCCAGGCUGCACCUCAAACCAGGCAGCUUUUCUAUUCCAAUCAUGUCUUUGAAGUUCAAUUCUGCGCGGCAGUCCAAGUCUAAUUUUUAUUUUUAUUUAUUGAUGUCGAUUCGCAUUGUGGAGAACAAUAUAAUAAUGUUAAGUAAUUUGUAAGAUAGUUUCAGACAUUAUGUAUAUGAUUUAACGUAGGCAACACAUUAAUAUAUACUAUGCUGUCCCUAGACACUGUCAUUUUGCAUCACAAAUAAUAUUUUGCUCAAUGCAUGCCUGUCACGGAGCGACGAUCAGCGAUGAGCUCGUUACUAAUAAUGUUACAUGUCAUGGGCAAUGUUUAUUAUGUGACAAUUUAAUUGUAAGUUUAUUAUGAUCUCUUUGACAAGUAAAUUAAGUUAUAUUAGAUUUAGCGGUAGGCUACGAUAAGGUUUUCCGGAUAACGUUAAGGUCUUGUCGUUUUGUCGUGUCACGUGUCUUAUCGAUCCCUGUAGGUCACAACAACGUAGAUUAAUGCCUUGAAAAUGCUAAGAAGCUUCGGAAGAAAUAAAAUUUCCAUCCAUUAGCCUCCGAGCAUAUUCGAUGCAUUUACAUUUCUAAAAGAUAACGUUUACUGUGUCUUUUCCUCCGCCUCUGAAAUUGUGGAAAACACGUAGGAAAUGUCCUCUUUUACAUUAAAGUGUCUCAUAGCAGCCAGCACAGUAACUAAGCAAUAGUUGAUAUAGUCGAAAUACAAAUACUCAAUGUGAAAUGAUUUUGUUACCUUACUGUAACAGAAUAAGACUUAUAUUGCCAAUUUUAAUUAUUAUUUACUGCGUUCAGCACUGUUUGAGUAUUUGUGUUUGUUGGAACGCAUUGUACUCCUAUUUUGCAUCCUUAGCGGUAUAUUUGUUUUGUUGUUGUAUUUUAAUGGAUUAUAUCUUUUAUAAUUAUAGAUAUUGAUGUUUGUUUUUUAUGAUAUUGGAUAUAAAGGUUUAGUUCCGUUUCACGCCGGCCGGCGCGUCCAUAGCCCACUGACCGCACCAGGCCGCGGCUCUUUAUCAAAGUACAAAUUAUUUCUCGUUAAUUUUAGGUCGAGGAGCCGCGGCUUUCUCUAAACUAUACAAAAGACAGACAGACGAUUGCCAUUUUAUUUCGUGUCUUAUUCGAAAUUUUACAUAAAUACUUAAGAUUCGGGAACAUCUCUAAAGGUUAUACAUAAUGUAUUAGGGAAUAGUUUUGGCGGCAUGACGGCAGCAGCCGUGCCUUCUUCACUGCAUUUUAGCCAAAGCUGUUUUUCGACACAGUCUGACUAACAUUGAAAUGAAAUUUAUAAUGAACUUUUUGAAUUAUUGACAAAGUUGAGAACACUCCUUAAAUUAUUUUUAGAAUGCUGCUCGCAAGCAUGUUUUUAAGAAGACUUCGAAAAUUAGGUGUUCGUUAACUUUAUGACUUUGUUUAUAGACUAUUUCGAUUUUGUUCUAAAAUUUAUGAAUUGUCUACGCGUGGUCCUGCGCCCAGACGUUUCUGCCAACAGCCAUGCGUAUGAACGGUCGAUGUUGGGUGUGUCGGAUUUAUCUCGGGACUAGAGCUGCUCGUACGCAUGGGUUGGAGUUAGAGAGCCUCCGUCCACAGGAUUACGCUGAAAUGUUUGCUACUUAUAGUUUUGUUGUUGGAUGUCUAUUUGGAUGUUGUUAUGUGCCAAGAAGCGCCGGACAUAGCGGCCUCCGAACGAUCCCUCGCCCUCGCGGUGCCGAUCUAUUCGCUAUCGAAUUAAUCGAGUCCUACCCCUCGAUGUCAUAAUUUUAAUUUAAUUUUCUCUUUAACACCUGUGAUGUAUUAAAUAUGAUCUCAGAACAUAAUUUUACUUUAUGCAAUUGUCAUAUUUAAUAUUUUUUGUUUAAAAUAAUGUAAGUUACUGCAGUGGAUAUAAAUCCGAUGGUAACUGCAUAAAACGUAUCCCUGGCGAGCCUUGAAAGAACUUGAGAAACAAUUUAAUACAUCAAAAUGUUUUUAUUAGAAUGUUGGAACUGGAGGGGUUACUGAGAAGAGCGGAUAUCGCUAGCGGCGUCGCCAUUGUUCAACCAGUUAAAAAAAAAACAAGCAACAACAGAAAUACCCAAAAUGUAGUGGAAUCCUGUGAAUGAACCUCAGUUCUGCUAAUAAUAUGGCGACGCCUCUAUCCGAUAUCUGUAGGUAGAAGUCAGUAGCCCGUCCGUCAGUCUGUACGAUAAUGUAAAUAUCGACUGAUGUUAACGUAAGUGUAAGGAGGGAAGAGACCGACCCGCGCACUGUACAUAUGUGCACUCACUUGUAUUUAUUGACGCGGGCUGUGUGUUUUGUAGGGGAUACACAAAAAAAUAAUUUUAUGUAUAAUACAUAAUACUGUAUCAUGAAGCUGCAGAGGCAAUAAGUGUUAGUCCGUGCCAAAUAUAGCUCAUUGUGUAAACCAGAGUUUAAUACUCCGGGAACAAUGUAAUUUACGAAAAUGGUCUUUACUAUCACGAGCCGAGCAAUAUAUGUUGUAAACAUUCGGUCAACACUAUAUAAAUAAUGUGUAAUAGUUUAUGUAUGAGCUCCAUUUUAUUAUUGUCUAAUGUAUAAUACUUAAAUUUAGUUAAAAGAAAGCUUAUUUGAUUCAGCAAA
This is a messenger RNA of Cydia pomonella (codling moth), 3332 nucleotides long. RefSeq lists its product as uncharacterized. Gene Ontology annotation, molecular function: cyclin-dependent protein serine/threonine kinase inhibitor activity. NCBI's taxonomy places the organism in Eukaryota, Metazoa, Arthropoda, Insecta, Lepidoptera, Tortricidae. Bases 82 to 693 code for a protein of 203 amino acids. The record is from RefSeq and is a predicted model, not a curated record. The transcript has 3 exons. Gene Ontology annotation, cellular component: nucleus. Gene Ontology annotation, biological process: regulation of cell cycle.